AUGGUGGUUCCUGUUGAUGAGCAAACAGACCACACUGAAUCAGAACCAAACAGGAACCAAGUCAUCUUCCAGGAAGCUGCUGAAGCUGAGAACCAAAAUCAGGAAAGAAGAAAACCUUUCUCAUGUGUCAUCUGUAAAAAGCGUUUGACUUUCAAAUCUGCUUUUGAUAUUCACAUGAGAACUCAUACGGGUGAAAAGCCGUUUUCAUGUGUGAACUGUGGAAAACGUUUUAGUCAAAAACAGAAUUUAACUCUGCACAUGAGGAUUCACACAGGUGAAAAGCCGUUUUCAUGUGUGAACUGUGGAAAAAGUUUUAGUGUAAAACGGGAUUUAACUCGGCACUUGAGGAUUCACACUGGUGAAAAGCCGUUUCCAUGUGUGAACUGUGGAAAAAGUUUUUGUCAAAAACGGGAUUUAACUCAGCACAUGAGGAUACACAAUGGUGAAAAGCCGUUUUCAUGUGUGAACUGUGGAAAAAGUUUUAGUCAAAAAAAGUAUUUAACUCGGCACAUGAGGAUACACACUGGUGAAAAGCCGUUUUCAUGUGUGAACUGUGGAAAAAGUUUUAGUCAAAAACAGGAUUUAACUCGGCACAUGAGGAUUCACACUGGUGAAAAGCCGUUUUCAUGUGUGAACUGUGGAAAAAGUUUUAGUCAAAAACAGAAUUUUACUCAUCACAUGAGAACUCAUACGGGUGAAAAGCCGUUUUCAUGUGUGAACUGUGGAAAAAGUUUUAGUCACAAACAGCAUUUAACUCAGCACAUGAUGAUUCACAAUGGUGAAAAACCAUUUUCAUGUGUGAACUGUGGAAAAAGUUUUCGUCACAAGGUGAGUUUAAUUCACCACUUGAGGCGUCACACAGGUGAAAAGCAGUAGAAGUAUUUUCCAUACAUGUCCUAUAUUGAGGUUCACUAUAGAACUGAUUUGGUUUAAAACUAGAAUGAAAGACUGGAGGGGUUUCAUGUCUAUAAAGCUGAAAAUUGUUGUAUUUGUUAAAU
This is a messenger RNA of Xiphophorus maculatus (southern platyfish), 998 nucleotides long. Its product is annotated as gastrula zinc finger protein XlCGF8.2DB-like. The transcript is spliced from 3 exons. NCBI's taxonomy places the organism in Eukaryota, Metazoa, Chordata, Actinopteri, Cyprinodontiformes, Poeciliidae. Gene Ontology annotation, molecular function: RNA polymerase II cis-regulatory region sequence-specific DNA binding; DNA-binding transcription factor activity. Bases 1 to 876 code for a protein of 291 amino acids. Gene Ontology annotation, biological process: regulation of transcription by RNA polymerase II. The record is from RefSeq and is a predicted model, not a curated record.